Brugia pahangi is the source of this 1260-nucleotide messenger RNA. NCBI's taxonomy places the organism in Eukaryota, Metazoa, Nematoda, Chromadorea, Rhabditida, Onchocercidae. The record is from the annotation of a GenBank genome assembly.
AUGGAAGUAAGCGACGAAAACGAGAUUCGUAAAGAGAGGCAAUACGAUUUAACAUCUGAUGAAGCUUUACAAGAACCAGAAAUCAAGCAUCCACCAUGCUUAUCAAUACUUGAAUUGAGUGAUGUUCAUGACUCACAAAUCAUAAUUCCAAAAAAGAAACGCCGCAAGAAUGGCAUCAUUAUUGAUGAAUUAACAAUGUUCAACAAGGCACAACUUCAAGCUCAGAUUGAUUGUAUUGAUGACCUGUUGCAUACACGUGAUGAAAUGAUUCCUCAAAUAUCAAAACGUGGAGCGGUAACAGUUCAAGAUUUAUUUAAUGUUCGUCCAAUGACAUUACGUGAAUUUGCGAAAAAUCCUAUGUCAAAUUUGGAUGCAUGGAUAUCAGCACCGGAAUAUGAUGAGCCACCACUUCAGUAUAAAGAUGCAAUGCAGUUAGAACCAAUGCAGGCGCCACCAAUGCGAACGUUACAUCAUUUUUCAGAUGGAAGAGAAACAUUAACCGAUUCUACAUCACAUGAAUCCGUAAAAAUUAAUCUGCAAGAUCUGGAACGACAAACUGUUACACCAAUGAUGGAGGAUAUUGAGCAAGGACGACGAAAUACCACUUCCACGGCACCUUUUGGUAGCACACGUACCACUACCGAUCCUUCAUCACAGCUCAGAUCAGAUGGUGGAUUACCUGUUGCCUCUAGCGAAAAUCGACUAGCUGAUGAGAAAAUGAAAAUAUCCGUGGCUACCAUUUUUGAAAGAACUGCUGAAGAGGAGCGUAUGGAUGACAGUUUCACUUUGUUAGCGGAAAAACCGCGAGUGACAGAUUUAUUUUCAAAUUUGACGAUUGAAUCUGAAUUACGUGGGACGAAACUGGAAAGUAGCACUGAAAAUAUUCUUGUUGAUGAGAGAUAUUCUGAAUGUGAAAUACGUCAAGAAGAAUAUCAAAAUGAGCGGAAUAUUCCAAAGAUCUCAGUGAUGCAGGAUCGAUUUCAGUUGAAAGUUAGUAAGAGGAAAAGUACGUUGGAGACAGAUGACAGUUCCCUUCCAAAUUACUAUCAAACACAGAGCGCUCAUGAUCUUUUUGGAUUGAUAACUGAAUUUCUCAAUUCUCACGAGGCUUCAUCUCUAUGUUUUUCGGAAUUAAUUCGUGGUCACACUGCGGUAUUUGCAGCUAAAGCUUUUACAAAUUUGUUGGAGUUGUUGGCAAAGCAAAAAGUUAAGGUCGAACAGGAGGAAAAUUUUGCCGAAAUUGUCAUUCGACUUCAAUAA